Molecule: messenger RNA, 1612 nt
Organism: Paramisgurnus dabryanus
Lineage: Eukaryota; Metazoa; Chordata; Actinopteri; Cypriniformes; Cobitidae
Source: RefSeq, a predicted model, not a curated record
ACGAUUGAUCGAUCAAGUGCUAAUAUUCAAGAUGUUUUGCCGGUGUCUACCUGUUGUGUGCAUCCUACUGAUGUGUCUGGUGUUUGAGAGUCAUUCCUCUCCUCGUGGUCAAAGGGGGUCGCCGACCUUUUCCAAUUCACUGCGUCUCACGCGCGCCAUCCGUACACAUGUCCAGAAAUUGCUCAACCGAUACAAGGAACAGAUGUUUGGUGACGAGCUCUUUGAAAACAGAGAAUUAACGCUGAGCUCAUUACCGGCUGUCACUGUCUCUUAUAAUAACUGGAUACAAAUGCAGGACACUGAGCGUUUGCAAUUGGCCUCUCACCACCUUCAAACCUUCUGGAUUCACCUGGAAGAUCAACGACAGCAAUUAGAGAAAGAGAAGGACGGAAAUAGAAAAGAACCGAGAAGAGAUAAGCGUGGAAGGCCUCAGUUCACCUUAUUUCAAAGCUUUAUGGCUCUACAAAUAGAUCUGCGGGACCUAAUGAGACAAGUCAACUCUCAGCUUGAGAGUCUCACAGCCAAACAGAACUCUGAUUCUACAUCCACCAAAUCUCCACAGCCCUCUCCCUUAUCCUCCACUUCAACCUCCAGUCCGAUUCCUAGCACGCAUAGAUCCACAGCGAGCACUACUCUCCAGACCUCAUCCCACACUGAUGCUCCCCAAAGCUCCACGCAUUUCACUGUAAAAUCAACUGAAACCUCAACUGCAACCAACACGAAACCUUCUGCAAAAACAGAGGAAACCUUUGUAGGUGUCACAGUGAACCCUAAAAAACCCACCCAGACAUCAACAGUCCAUCAUUCAAGGGGAAGCCAGCAGAAGACAGAAGCUCUGUCCUCAGGGACGUCCCGCUGGGUCCAGCAUCUGAAGGGCUAUGUUAUACUGAGAGAUCUUGAGCGGUACCUGAGCAGAUUGGCACGCGAUUACACUAUACUCCGAGCUAAACACUGAUAAACAGACAUGGAAACAACAAUAAAACAAGUAUUUAACAAACAUUCACACAUAAUUGAAUACACUAACAUUUACAUCCACAUACAACUGCAAUUACAGUCGCUGUUUACCUAAUUUAUUAGAAUUACUGUAUUUUUAUGAGAUAAUUUAUUAUUUUUUCUACUGUUUGAUUAUUUUGAUGACAGAUGUGAUGUGUGGAAAGUAUUAUGUCAGUAUGUGAAUAUAUUUCAGGCAGCUUGUGCUUCCUUUCCAAAAUAUUUAGGAAAAAGAUGUUUACCACAGUAUUAUGUUUUACAGUAGUAUUAAUGAAAAAGUCAAGAACAAAUUUGGUUCAUUUCAUGUUUUUUAUUAACUUCAGGUUAUCUUCAUGCUCUGUUUGACAUCUAUAAGCACUUUAAACAGCACACACUUUGUUUACAUUAGAAAAUUUGACAGAAAAAACAAGUUAGCUAUUCUCGAAAAUCAAAAUUCCCCAAACACCCCACUUCCCUCCUUCGCUGAAAAUCAGCCAAUCAGAGCACAGAAUGAUGAGAUAUUAACUUUAUAUCCCCUUUCUUUGUCUAUCCCCUGUACUUUCCACCUUGUGUUAUUUAUUAAAUUAUUUAUUUUAUUUAUGUGUAAUGUAUUCUAAACAUGCAGUAUUUAUAUUUAUGUAAU